Messenger RNA from Puntigrus tetrazona (Sumatra barb), 2169 nucleotides. RefSeq names its product solute carrier family 25 member 6 (gene slc25a6). NCBI's taxonomy places the organism in Eukaryota, Metazoa, Chordata, Actinopteri, Cypriniformes, Cyprinidae. Gene Ontology annotation, biological process: mitochondrial ATP transmembrane transport; mitochondrial ADP transmembrane transport. Gene Ontology annotation, cellular component: mitochondrial inner membrane. Gene Ontology annotation, molecular function: ATP:ADP antiporter activity. Bases 124 to 1020 code for a protein of 298 amino acids. The record is from RefSeq and is a predicted model, not a curated record. The transcript has 4 exons.
ACCCCGAGAGUUAGCGCAGUGUGCCCUUCGCAGCAUCCCCAUCACUUUCCGCUCUACCUCCCGCUUCUGCCAGCACGUUCAGUAUAUCGCGUUCAUAAUACUACAAGCUUAAGUAUUAUCGCCAUGGCUGAUGCUGCAGUUUCUUUUGCUAAAGACUUCUUGGCCGGUGGGGUCGCCGCGGCUAUUUCCAAAACUGCAGUCGCGCCGAUAGAGAGAGUCAAACUGCUGCUGCAGGUACAACAUGCCAGCAAGCAGAUCAGUGCAGACAAACAGUACAAAGGUAUUGUCGACUGCAUUGUGAGGAUUCCUAAAGAGCAAGGCUUUGCUUCAUUUUGGCGAGGCAAUCUAGCCAAUGUCAUUCGCUAUUUCCCCACGCAAGCCCUCAACUUUGCGUUUAAGGACAAGUACAAACAGAUAUUCUUGGGUGGUGUCGAUAAGCACACGCAGUUCUGGCGAUACUUCGCCGGCAACUUGGCCUCCGGAGGGGCUGCAGGAGCCACUUCCCUCUGCUUCGUCUACCCCCUGGAUUUCGCUCGUACCCGCUUGGCUGCAGAUGUCGGGAAAGCUGGUAGCACCAGAGAGUUCAAUGGGCUGGCUGACUGCCUGGCCAAAAUCUCUAAGUCAGACGGGUUGAGGGGUCUGUAUCAGGGCUUCAACGUCUCCGUCCAGGGCAUCAUUAUUUACAGGGCCGCCUACUUCGGAAUCUAUGACACUGCUAAAGGCAUGCUUCCCGACCCUAAGAACACCCACAUUGUGGUCAGCUGGAUGAUUGCGCAAACUGUGACAGCGGUGGCUGGCGUGGUGUCUUAUCCAUUUGACACUGUGCGCCGUCGCAUGAUGAUGCAGUCCGGCCGCAAAGGAGCGGAUAUUAUGUACACUGGAACCCUUGACUGCUGGAGAAAGAUUGCUCGUGAUGAGGGUGCGAAAGCUUUCUUCAAAGGGGCUCUGUCUAAUGUACUCAGAGGAAUGGGGGGCGCUUUUGUGCUCGUGCUUUAUGAUGAAUUCAAGAAGUUUGUUUAAAAAAUAUGCGCUAGAUGAUAGUAGAAUAGCUUUUACCACACAGUUCUGUCAAGCUUUAACCAAACCCUCUUCACUCCGCACAGAUGUGGUCUUGGUUUGAUUGUGUUAGAUGAUUGAUUUUGUUCGUUGCUAUAUUUUUAUGUUUAGAAAAUGCUGUGUUCUAAGUAUAACCCAUAUUUUAUGAAAAGAAAGCAGUCAGAGAAAUAUUACAUAUUAAAAAUUCUAAAAUUGGUAAUAUAAGGGAAAUGUGUUGUAUAUUUAUGCUUACAAUUAUAUAUAUAUAUAUAUAUAUAUAUAUAUAUAUAUAUAUAUAUAUAUAUAUAUAUAUAUAUAUAUAUAUAUAUAUGAUAUUGCUUCAUGAAUCUGAGCCAUAGCCAACAACACCAUGCAAUACCACAAUACCUCCUCAAGAUGGCGCGACACGACUGCAUUUUGUCGCGCAUUCGCUCAGCAGCCAACCAUGUUCUUGUAGUCGCUCAGCUCGGCUUUUCAGUUCUGAGGUCUGUGGUAACAAGGGUAUAAAAUAUCACUCUCAAGAAAAAAAAAGUGAAGUUCAAACACACAGAAUAACGUUCCACACUUUAAACGUUUUCUCAAGUUGGGCCCGAAAAACCAACCGAGAGCUGGUGUCCGAUGGAAUCACAGACGUAUUAAAUACGACGCUUUAAUUCACAACAGAUUUGCCCUCUGUGUGUCUCAGCAGUGAGAGAGAGAGAGAGAGAGAGAGAGAGAGAGAGCCUAGGAAAGUGUUCCAGCAGAGAAUGUGUGGAGCCAGAGACAUGGCUUUCACAGUCAGACCUUGUGUGACACGAAAAGUGUAUUUCCAUGAUUUCUCUUUUUGGAAGUAUUUUCCAUCUUGGAUAAUGAGGGGAGUCAUAUUUUCAUGGCCAUUUUCUUGUCAGUCUCAGUGUUUGGUUGCGUCGGGCUGAUCUUGAUGAAGUAGAUCCCGCUUUUAGAUGUAGAAAUGUGAGGGCAAGGAAGGAAGGGCUUUGUGAGUUCAGCAGUGACACUGAAACGUUAUACCAUUUUUAGCAUGUAGAGCUAUUGUAAUCUUAUUCCACACUAUAUGGAGAGAAAGGCUGUAAGACUACUUGCAGUGAUGUUUAAACACCAUACUUGUAAAUUCAAUAAAAGUGGAUAGCCUACCCA